AACAAAUACAUCGUUGAAAGAUAGAGACGUGAUGCUGCUCACCACUCCUAUUUCCCCUCUCUGUUUUUCUCUCUACUACUUCCCACCUUUAUUGAAGUAUUGAAGAUUGGUUUUCAUGAAAGAUUAUUCACACAGUGACAAGAAGGGCUCGGGAGAUGAGGAGCUAUUAGGAUUUGCUUUGAUUUCCAAAUUCCCAAGCAAGAAUAUGUUCACAUUUCAUGGGUUCAUAGAUUCAUCAGCCUCUUAUUUUUGAUCUUGGCUUUUUAAAACAAACAAAACUCAUGUCCACAAAUUGUUAAAUUUAAAAUAUAAAUACCCUUUCAUAUAGUUUUGUCCGUGCAAAGCAG
Messenger RNA from Arabidopsis thaliana (thale cress), 347 nucleotides. RefSeq lists its product as uncharacterized. The coding region runs from base 116 to 253 and encodes 45 amino acids. Lineage: Eukaryota; Viridiplantae; Streptophyta; Magnoliopsida; Brassicales; Brassicaceae. The record is from RefSeq and is marked reviewed. The transcript has 2 exons.